AUGGAAGUCAGUUGGAUCACGGGGACGCAAUCCACCACCUAUGCAGCUUUACACUUCAAGUCUAUCCACCAGGCCGCCGCCAAGCUGCGGCACCGCGGGCCCGACGCCGAGGGCGUGUGGCUGGCGCCCGGCGGCGGCGUGGGGCUGGGCCACUCGCGCCUGUCCAUCGUAGACCUGAGCCACGGCGGCGACCAGCCGCUGCACAGCAACGACGGGCGCGUGCACGCCGUCGUCAACGGCGAGAUCUACGACCACGACGCCAUCCGCGCGCGCCUGGCGCGCGACCACGGCUGCGUCUUUGGCGGCACCAGCGACAGCGAGGUCGCGCUCGCGCUCUACAAGGUCUACGGCGCGCCCGCCUUUCUGGAGCACAUGCGCGGCGAGUUCGCUUUUGUUAUUCACGACGAGCGCGACGGCCGCACCAUCGCCGGCAGGGACCGGUUCGGGAUCAAGCCGCUGUUCUGGACCAUCACGGGGAGCGGCGGCGGCGGCAGGAGGCUCCUUCUGGCGAGCGAGUGCAAGGCCUUUCUGCCGCUGGGCUGGGAGCCCGAGUGGGACGUGCUGAGCCUCUUUGACGCCUCGGCCAUGAACGGGGACAAGUUUGUGUUCAAGGGCGUCCGCAAGAUACUGCCGGGCUACUGGAUGGAGGUGGACAAGCACGGAGAGAUCAAGCAUCAUGAGUACUGGGACAUCAACUACCGUGACAAGAGAGAGGUCGAGACUCGGACGGUGGAGGAAAUGAUCGAGAGAGUGCGCGAGCGCCUUAUUGAGGCCGUGAGGUUACGUCUGCGUGCCGACGUGCCGGUAGGCAUCUACCUCUCUGGCGGCAUCGACUCGUCUGCCAUUGCAGGCAUCGUGGCGAAGCUUGUGCGGGAGGAAGGCGUCAAGCUCGGGACGAGAGACCCGACAGAGCGCAUCUCGUGCUUCAGCAUUAAGUUCCCGUCGGCCUCCGGGUUCGGCGAGUCUGAGCGGACGGCCGAAUGGCUCGGGGUGUCGAUCGAGAAGAUCGACAUGGACGAGGCCGCGCUGGCGCGCCACUUUGCCGACGCCGUCUACCACAACGAGCACCACCACUGGGACCUCAACACGGUGGGCAAGUUUGCGCUCCCGACGCUGCCGCGCAGGAGCGGCGUCCCCGUCGUCGUGACGGGCGAGGGCGCCGACGAGCUCUUCGCGGGCUACCCGUUCCUCCUGCCCGACAGCUUCACCGAUGCCGACGGCGCCAUGCCGCACACAGCCCUCGCGCGCGAGGGGGAGCUGCGCGUCCAGAUCCAGCGGCUCAUGGCGUCGGGCAUGGCCGACAUUCUCGCGGCCAAGGGCUUCUUCGCCGACCGCGGGGACGCCGCCGCGGCGCCGCGCUUCUACCUGGGGGCCGUCAAGAUGUCGUUCGGCCCGCGGGGGCAGCAGCAGCAGCAGCAGCAGCGGCAGGAGGAGGUGGAGGAAGUGGUGGUGGACGCGGCGGCGAGCAAGAGCUCGUGGUGGGGGUCGCUGCUCGAGGGCCUGGGCGAGGACCAGGGCGCCAAGCUGGCGGGCUGGGAGCUGACCGAGAAGUGGAUCCUGCGCGAGGCGGCGCGGCCCUUCCUCACGCCCGAGCCGGCCUGGUCCGGCGUCGACUGCUCGAUGGAGUCGGUUGAAACAGGUGUCGGCGUGGGCGAGGCAGGGAGAUUGAGUUGUUUUGUUCUCCAGGAGAAUUUUGCGUGUUUAGUUCUCAUUUUGGUGGCGCGCGGCUCUGUUGGCGCCAACUCGAACGCACUGGCGACUCAAAUAUGCAUAACGAAACGGAGGCCAGGGCAGGGGGCGCCAUCGCCGGCUCCCUGGCAGAUGCCAUCCAAAAUAGCAGAGAUGUCCGGCCGUGUUUUGGCGCGCCGUUGGCCAGACCCUGCCAGUUUCGGGGUAGGGAUGCCACCCAGGCUGACUCGCCCUCCCGUGUUUUCGCCCCUUGCGGCGGCCUUCGAGCCUCUUGGGUCUUUGAAACCCUUGAGCUAA
Gaeumannomyces tritici R3-111a-1 is the source of this 1986-nucleotide messenger RNA. RefSeq lists its product as hypothetical. Gene Ontology annotation, molecular function: asparagine synthase (glutamine-hydrolyzing) activity. NCBI's taxonomy places the organism in Eukaryota, Fungi, Ascomycota, Sordariomycetes, Magnaporthales, Magnaporthaceae. Gene Ontology annotation, cellular component: cytosol. The coding region runs from base 1 to 1986 and encodes 661 amino acids. The transcript is spliced from 7 exons. The record is from RefSeq and is a predicted model, not a curated record.